UAAUGGCCGCCGGUGGCGCAGUAGUGAGUGACAGAUACGCGACGACGGUCCGGUUCGCUCGAGCGUCGCAUCAUCCCCGGGGUGUCCGCGGGAGUCGCGUGAGUGAUAGAAUGCUCAUUCUCAUCUGAGAUAACAGGGAGAAAGAGAGAAGGAAUAUAAUAAAAGUGUGCGUCGCGUGUGUACGCGUGGGAGGGAAAGAAAGAAGUAAAAGAUAGGGAAAGAGCGAGCGGUGCGGCAACCCGCCACUGUUCCCGGCGCCGGCGGGAUGAUUAAGGAUAUGGCGGACGAUGAGGCCAUACAGGCCACCAACGACGACGCCAGCGAGUGCAAACGUUACGCGGUGCAGCUCGGCUACUGGUGCGACCCGUUCAUCAGCCUGUUCGUCAAGCAGACCGCCCGGAAGGCGCCCGAGAUCAAUCGCGGCUAUUACGCCAGAGUCAAGGGCAUCGAGCUCUUCGUCGAGAACUUUCUCAAGCUGUCUGGUGGUAAAGGUCAGAUCAUAAACUUGGGCGCUGGUUUUGACACACUUUAUUGGAGACUUAGGGAAGCAGGGAAUAGCCCUGGGAACUUCGUGGAACUUGACUUCCCCAGCAUAACUGCGAAGAAAUGUUAUCACAUCAAGAAGCACAAGCAAUUAAUCGAUAUGCUAAACACUGAAGACGGAGAAAUCCGAUUUUCAACCACAGAACUGCACGCCGCAAAUUAUCACCUGGUUGGUACAGAUCUGCGACACAUAGCGGAACUAAAUAACAAAUUGACCCAAGCCGAAGUCAAUUUCAAUUUACCCACUAUGUUCCUCGCAGAAUGUGUUCUAGUGUACGUAGACGCUAGUGCGACUUCGUCGUUAUUAAAAUGGUUAGCGAGCAAGUUCCCGAACAGUUUGUUUGUCAGCUACGAACAGGUGAACAUGAAGGACAAAUUCGGCCAGGUCAUGCUGUCGAAUUUGCGUAGCCGUGGGUGCUUAUUAGCAGGUGUAGAGGACUGCGAGUCGUUAGAGACUCAACAGAGACGUUUUACCAUAAACAAUUGGGAGGGGACGAGUGCGUGGACGAUGGUGGAUGUUUAUGAUUCACUGCCUGUAAUGGAUCGUAGUCGAAUCGAACACAUAGAAAUGCUGGACGAGCGAGAGCUCCUUACUCAACUGCUCCAGCACUACUGCAUCGCCGUCGCUUGGAACGGACAAACGUUUAAAAAUUUGUCUAUAGCACAGGGUUAGGUGUCGGCCGCCUGACCGCUUCUUUCUGUGUCUCUCUCGCGAGUUACUCCAGGUAAAUGACGUCAUGUAAUUCGGGCUCGACGAGCCCUAGUAAGUUUAUAUAAUCUCGAUCGACAGAGCAGGAGAUAACGCUUCUCAGAUUGCGCUUAGGUACAUCUCGACGAUUAAUCUCGAAGAGUUGAAAUAGUCUACGUCACGAGGAUAUAGCUUCCUCCAGUUAAAAGAUGCUUUUAACUUUUUGUCAUACAGGAACAUCGCCAUAAUAAUUUUUAUAUAAGUUUUGAAUAUAUUCUUCGUUCUUCGAUAAGUGCGUAUUACACGCGUUGUUUAACGAGCGUUGCAACGAGAGAGAGAGAAAUAGAUAGAGGUUGCGAUUGCGAUAAUCGAAUCACGCAAAAUACGUAUGCGACUAGCCGGCAGUGUUAACGGCUGUCGCGGACAACUUCUGGCAUCUUUUCGCAGAUAAUAAUUUUCCAGUCAUCUUAAUUUACGUGCGACAUAUCUUAAUUAUGUGUGUAAUAAUGUAUAACGAUUUUACCUGCAAAAGAUUGUCACGCUCCUCUCACCACCAGAUUUAUGUAUAAAGUUAUAUGGUCGUUAUUAUAAUUAUUAUAGAUUGCUAUUGUUACGUGGUUCGCGAUCGAACGGCGCGACACGAUGGGCAGAGAGUAAUUUAUUGUAUUAUGAGAUAUCAUUGAGGAUUAGUAACUCAACUUACGUUUUUAUCACUUGUUAUUCAAGUAUGAUUUCUUUGUUUUAAUAAAUGAAAAUUGUAGAGUCCGUGCUAUGAUUGCGAAGAAUAAUUUCGUACAAAGAUCUGCAAAAUCUACUCUUUUUAUCUGCAUUCUUCUACGAUUUCUGCACGUAAACGAGAAAUGCGCCCUCGUUAUUGCAGAUAGGAAAAGUCUAGAGAUAUAAAAAGCUAGAAAAAGACUAGAAAAAGGCAUGAAGAAAGUACAGUUAAAAAGGCACGGAUCUAUAUUUUUAAUCUUUCACCGCGAAUACAAAGAAUAUUUUUCUGAAAAAAACACAUUCGUGUAUAGAACUUGGAUUCUACGAAAGUCUUAAUAUAUAUAAUUACGAUAUUUGUGAAAUACAGUGUAAAAUUAUUCCUUACGCGCGCGACCCGGUCCUUGUGUGUGUGAAUGUGUAUUAUAUGUUAGAGAUUACGAAUUAUAUUGAGCCGUGAUAAGGCGAUUAGUUUUACGGUGUAAGCGCUACAAGCGGUCAGUUUCAGGCACGUGUCCUGCGAACCGCGCGCGGAGAGAGAAAGAUAUAUAAAUGUGCGUGAUUACUUAAGAUAAUAAAAGCAAAUGUGUGCAACGAAAAGUAAGACUUUAAGUAUCGAGCGUGGUACUUUUUGCAAAAAGAUCGACGUGCGAUCAGAUACCGCGCAUUUUUGCGAGCGUUAGUCAGAGAGAAUCGGCGAUAUGUGUUCGUAAUUAAAAUUUAAUUAAUUUUAUUCAUUCGCUUGUAGAUAUCGAACUCGUAAUUUUUGUUUCCAUCGAGACUGCGAAAUAAAAAGGAAACGCGUACCGAUGUUCUUCGAUAUAUAAAAAUCCGACAUUUUUUUAACGUUAUAAUAACAGAGACGCUUACGCUAGUACAGUAUUCCGCUUCUUUUCAACACCAAUACGAAGAGUAUGUUGCACUUAAGCAGGUUACGUAUCGAUAUAUGGUAAUGAGGGAUCGACAGAAAGAUUUAUUUUCAUAUUGAGGAAUAUCAGGGUGACGCAUGUGUAUUCAGUCUAAGGAUAAUACGAGAAGAUAUUAUAAGAUUUUAAAAGACAUUUGAAUCAUCUUUUUGUAAAUACAAAGCAGUAUUGGGCAUUAUGCGAUUAAUUUAUUGUUGUAAUUUAUUUUUGUUAAUUUAAAAUAAUCGAAAAUUUUUAAAUACAUAUAACCAAAUGAUUAAUAAAACCAAUUAAUUAAAUAUUAAUUUUGUAUAAUUAAUCGAUUAAGUUUUCGCCUAACUAGAGAUUUAAUUGACUCAAAAUAUCAAGGCAACUAAAAAAAUUUCAUUUUUUAUUGUAAACAAGAACUAAAUUUUUAGUCGUAAUUCUAUAAUCAGUAAAUUGAUAAAAAUUUGCCCAGCACUGUACAAAAUACAUAAACAUUUCGCGAGCAGAACUCGGACUUUAUCGCGAAGGAAAUGAGGCGUGAUCGCAGAGAUUGUUUAUCUCAGUAAAGGGACAUUGAUCGCUUUUCUGGAAUCUGACGGCCUACUGGAUUGGAAUUCUGUAGUGAUAUUGUAUGUCGAUACAUGUGAUUUUAGCGAUUUUGCCUUGGACACAAACGAAGGUAAUUUCUCAGAUCUGCUAGCGAGUUUCUGUAAUCUCCACGUUUUGUUUUAAAUGUGUUUCUCGACCGUCUCUUUUCAAUACUUUUAUCGUUACGCGCGAGCAGUUUAUUAGAUUUAAGAGACGAGAAUACAAGCGUAUUCCAUCAGAUCUACUGCGCGGAUUUACAGAAAGAUGUACGAGUGGUUGCUCGGUCUCUUGUCCCUUCCCCCUUUGAUGAGUAAGGUUACAUACCUGGAGUAACGAACAUGUAUAAGAAAAAAAGAUAGUCAGAUGUUCUAUUUUUCUCAGAAGUUACAAAAAUUGCAGCCAUUGUUACGAUAUCUAUCAACGUUUGUAGGUAAAUCCUCGCCUCCGCCUCCGCCUCCAUCGCCCGACAUGUCGCCUUUGCACGUAGAGGAAUAAUCAAGACCUAUCUUUUUCGCGUUAGUUUCGUGUCACGUGUAAGUCAUUCGAGAUAAAAUUUACUGGUUUACUCAAACGCUCGUUUAUGUGUUCAAGUCGACUUAAAGUUUGAGAAUCAAAAUAAAACUUUCAUGUGCAUCUAGGUUGUCUUUCGAGACGUCGUCGUGAGAAUUCGAGCAAGGCACUGCCAUGAAAAUUAAGUAAGAUCUCAAAGUUCACAGUUUUAAAACUCAAUAAAUUUGUCAUUUUUACGUGCACCGGCUCUUUUUGAAAUGAGAGAAAAAAGGAGCAACAAGAACAAAUCUGUUUUAGCAUUAUUUUUUGUAAAUUUUUAAAAAUUCAUAAAAUUUAUUUUGAUUUACGUUUAAAUUGAAUUAUUAUUUUAAUUUUAUUUCGAAACAUGAAUUUUACGUCACAAAAAUUGCCUAAACAGAAACCGCGUAUCAAAAAAAUUUUUUUUACUUUUUUAAAAUUCAUUAUUAAUGAAUUUGUUGCAUAUUCAAACGAAAUAGAAUUAAUGGUCGCACAAUUAAAAAUGAACAAAUCCGUACGAAUUACACGAGCAGACUGCGAGAAAUCACGAGAAUACCAAUUUGAUUCUCAAACUUAGGUAAUACGAUAACGUUGUGCGGACGGUAUGCACAGCUUCACAUUUCUUCGCCUCGAUUUCAUUCUACAUUUCAUUAAUUUUAUGUACGGAUGUUGUACACCUUGAAAAAGAAGAUAUGAAAUCUAUAUUAUAUGGAUAUUCAGUGUGCUUCCAUUGUCAUUAUGAACUAAUAAGGAUGGAAAAAAUUGUGCAUCUUUAUAUUCGCAUAAUUGUGAUAUUGUUAAAUUGUGCAUUUAAUGAUUAGAAAAAAACGAGCGAUCAGUUAUUAA
Messenger RNA from Monomorium pharaonis (pharaoh ant), 4800 nucleotides. Its product is annotated as leucine carboxyl methyltransferase 1. Bases 266 to 1216 code for a protein of 316 amino acids. NCBI's taxonomy places the organism in Eukaryota, Metazoa, Arthropoda, Insecta, Hymenoptera, Formicidae. Gene Ontology annotation, cellular component: cytosol. Gene Ontology annotation, biological process: C-terminal protein methylation. The transcript has 4 exons. Gene Ontology annotation, molecular function: protein C-terminal leucine carboxyl O-methyltransferase activity. The record is from RefSeq and is a predicted model, not a curated record.